AUGGUGACAAGCGCCUUGGCAACGAUAGCGAUUCUCCUCUCGUGGGGCUACUGCGCGUUGGCCACGCGGGUCGGCUUCUCCAACUUCUCGGUGGACGACGAGGUGCGCUCCAGCUUCAUCCAGCGGCGGCUGCGGAACCAGGAGCGCAAAGAGAUGCAGCGGGAGAUCCUCUCCAUCCUGGGGCUGCCGCACCGUCCGCGGCCGCACCUUCACACCAAACACAACGCUGCGCCGAUGUUCAUGCUGGACCUGUACAACACCAUCACUGCUGACACGGAUCCGUACAGACAUUCAUAUUACAAGACGGUUUUACCCACGCAGACUUCUUCAGUGGUGACCCCGCAGGACAGCCGCUUCCUGGAUGACGCGGACACGGUGAUGAGCUUCGUCAACCUCGUUGAUCGGGAUCAGGACCUUCUGUUCCAGCAGCACACGAGAGAGUUUCGAUUUGACCUUUCCCGUAUUCCAGAGGGAGAAGCCAUAACGGCAGCGGAGUUCAGGAUUUACAAGGAUUUCAUCCAGGAGCGCAGUGAGAACGAAACUUUCAGGGUCACAGUCCAUCAGGUCCUGCAGGAGCCUCCAAACAGUGAAGUGGAGCUGCUGCUGCUGGAUCAGCGUGACAUUUGGGCUUCAGAAGAGGGUUGGCUGGUCUUUGAUCUAACCACGACAAGUAACCUCUGGCUGGUCAACCCCGAACAGAACCUCGGCCUGCACCUGGUGCUGGAAGACAGUAAUGGCCAGAGAAGGAACCCCCAGCUGGCCGGACUGGUGACGGGCGGUGGGCCUCAGGACAAGCAGCCUUUCCUGGUCGUCUUCUUCAAAGUCAAUGAAGUGCGACUCCGGAGCAUCCGCUCAGCUCACGGCCACAAGGGGCGGCAGUCGAGCCGCUCCAAACCUCAGAGGACCGUCCAAGAUGCGCUGAAGGCAGUGGAGGCUGCAACAGACAACCUCGGCAUCUCCAAAGAGGGAUGUAAAAAGCAUGAGCUGUAUGUCAGCUUCAGAGAUUUGGGAUGGCAGGACUGGAUCAUAGCUCCAGAGGGCUAUGCAGCAUAUUACUGUGAGGGAGAGUGCGCCUUCCCUCUCAACUCAUACAUGAAUGCCACCAAUCACGCUAUUGUGCAAACUCUGGUGCACUUUAUUAACCCGGACACGGUCCCCAAACCCUGCUGCGCCCCCACACAGCUCCACGGCAUCUCGGUGCUCUACUUUGACGACAGCUCCAAUGUCAUCCUCAAGAAAUACCGCAACAUGGUGGUCAGAGCCUGUGGCUGUCACUGACUGCUCAUACCCUCUUCUGUGAGUUCUGCAAGAUGCUGAAGAAAGGCAGAAGUGGAGCGAGCAGAGACAAGAGAUGAUUGACUGGCCGGUCACCGGGGAGUUAUGGCCGCAGAGCAAGCUUUAAUCUGGGGCUCUGUUUUUAUGACAAGCAGCUGAGUCGGUCUAAACCGCUACCACAGCCCCGUUACAACUACUGGUCACAGAGAAAGGCCGAACAAAGGAUUUUAUUAUUUUUCCUUUGAAUAUGAUGAGAAAAAGUGCACUGAAAAGACUUUGAGCAGAGUGGAGUUAUUUCUCCAGCUCAAACUUUUAUUGCUAAAAACAUCGUGUAAAAAGUGACAACCCUCCAUGUUUACAGAGAUCCUAUCAUGUGCAGCGCAUAUCUGCAUUUGAAUGCUCUUUGAGAUGAGAUUAUAAAAUAUUGCCUUUGUGGUAAUGUGCGUUUUAUAGCAGAUUUCACAGCUCGUAAAACUUUAGAGCUCCAUCUUCCCAUUGAACUGCUGCACCUUGGCUUUUCAGAACAGCUGGAUGAACUUGUGUCCUGAUGAGGGGCAAAAAAAAAAAAAAGAAAAAUCUCCAGCAAGACUCACUGGUGUUGAACUGGUGUUCAGCAGGAGAGAUGGACUAGGUCAGGACUGAGACAUCUGGCAGCUGAUGUGGAGCUCAGUGAAGAAUAACAGCAGUUCGUAACAGUGUGUGGGAUUCAGCUGCCUGAGCGCUGGACCCAGUUCUCUGAUGCAGACAUAUUUCACCGGCCCUGUCAAAGGCUUAAAGCCGACAAGAUGUCAGCGAUUCAUCUGCACAAGGUGAACAUCAGGAUGUGCACCAUUGCCCCUGAUGCAGCUGCCUUCUGGUGUCGGACCAGGGCUGCGGGUGGGCAAAGAGAGGUUGUGUUUUAUUUUUGUCACAUUAAAGAAGCGGAAUAAAGAUCAAAAA
Messenger RNA from Stegastes partitus (bicolor damselfish), 2214 nucleotides. Its product is annotated as bone morphogenetic protein 7. Bases 1 to 1278 code for a protein of 425 amino acids. The record is from RefSeq and is a predicted model, not a curated record. Gene Ontology annotation, molecular function: cytokine activity; growth factor activity. Gene Ontology annotation, biological process: BMP signaling pathway. The transcript has 7 exons. Gene Ontology annotation, cellular component: extracellular region. NCBI's taxonomy places the organism in Eukaryota, Metazoa, Chordata, Actinopteri, Pomacentridae.